Molecule: messenger RNA, 2721 nt
Organism: Torulaspora delbrueckii
Lineage: Eukaryota; Fungi; Ascomycota; Saccharomycetes; Saccharomycetales; Saccharomycetaceae
Gene: SEC24
Product: COPII subunit SEC24
Exons: 1
Coding region: 1-2721 (906 amino acids)
Biological process (GO): COPII-coated vesicle cargo loading; endoplasmic reticulum to Golgi vesicle-mediated transport; intracellular protein transport
Cellular component (GO): COPII vesicle coat; endoplasmic reticulum exit site
Molecular function (GO): SNARE binding; zinc ion binding
Source: RefSeq, a predicted model, not a curated record
AUGUCUCAUCACAGGAAGCGUGUUUAUCCUCAGGCCCAAGUGCAGUAUGCUCAGGACGGGUUUGGGCAGCAGCCUAUGAUGGCCGCAGAUGCUGGCUAUCCGCCGACGGGAAGCCCCGCUAUGUAUCCUCAGCAGCCUCAAGGUGCACCUCAAGCGCCUCUCCAGCAGCAAUUCUUUACUCCAGUUCAACAGCAGCUUCAUCAGCAAAUUGAUCAGGCAACAUCUGCUAUGGACAACAUGCAGUUGCAUAACGUCCCUGCAGUUGAUCCAAACACUUUUUAUCAACAGCAACAGACUACUGCUGCCCCUCAAGGCUAUCCACAGAUGCAGUAUCAGCAGCAGGCGGCUGGCAUUCCAUCGAGAGGUUCGAAACCAAUGAAUCAAUUAUACCCCAUUGAUUUGCUCACAGAAUUGCCUCCACCUGUCAAUGAUCUAACCUUGCCUCCUCCACCAAUGAUGGUUCCUCCAGAGAAAGUUUUAGUUCCAUCUGAAGAGGCUAAUGCUCCUACAGACUACAUUAGAUGUACGUUGAAUGCCGUUCCCAAGAGCAAUUCGUUACUGAAAAAAUCGAAAUUACCUCUGGCUUUGGUUAUUAGACCUUAUCAACAUUUGCAAGAUGACAUCAAUCCACCUCCUUUGAACGAAGAUGGUUUGGUUGUUCGUUGUCGUCGUUGUCGUUCUUAUAUGAACCCAUUCGUUAAUUUUACUGAUCAGGGAAGAAGAUGGCGAUGCAACUUUUGUCGAUUAGCAAAUGACGUUCCAAUGCAAUUUGAUCAAACCAUGUCUGGUGUGCCAGCCAAUCGUUACGAUAGAAAUGAAGUGAAAUAUGGUGUGAUGGAAUACUUGGCUCCAAAGGAAUACACUAUGAGACAACCUCCUCCAUCAACUUAUGCAUUCAUCUUGGAUGUCUCCCAGAAUGCCAUCAAGUCAGGUUUGUUGGCCACAGCAACUAGGUCUUUGUUAGAGGUGUUGGAUUCUUUGCCUAAUCAUGACUCUAGAACCAGAGUCUCCAUCAUAUGUGUGGACAACGCCAUUCAUUACUUUUCCAUCCCACUUGAUGAAGAUUCUGACCAGGUCAAAAUGAUGGAUGUCUGUGAUUUGGAUGAGCCAUUUUUGCCACUACCAACCUCAAUGGUGGUUAAUUUGAACUCUAGCAGAAAAAAUAUCGAAAAGUUGUUAAAUCAAAUUCCUGAAAUUUUCCAGUUCAACAUUAUGAGUAAAUUCGCGCUAGGACCUGCAUUGAAAUCUGCCUAUAACCUAAUCGGCGGAAUCGGUGGUAAGAUAAUUGUUGUCUCUUCUACUUUGCCUAACAUAGGAAUUGGUAAGUUGCAAAAGAGGAAUGAGAAUGGUGUUGUCAACACAUCCAAAGAAUCGUCUCAAUUGCUCACAUGUCAAGACUCUUUCUACAAAUCAUUUACCAUUGACUGCAGUAAAUCUCAAAUUACAGUCGAUAUGUUCUUGGCUUCGGAAGAUUAUAUGGAUAUCGCAACUCUAUCAAACUUGGGUCGCUACACUGGUGGUCAAACUCACUUCUACCCAGGCUUUUCUGCAGCUAAAUUAACUGAUGUCACCAAAUUCACCAAAGAAUUCUCAAAACAUUUGUGUAUGGAUAUUUCCAUGGAGACUGUGAUGAGAGCUCGAGGCACAUCAGGCCUAAGAAUGAACUCGUUUUAUGGACACUUUUUCAACAGAUCUUCUGACUUGUGUGCGUUUUCUACAAUGCCAAGAGAUCAAUCUUAUGUUUUCGAAGUAGCAAUGGACGAAACUAUCGUUGGCGAUUACUGUUGCUUCCAAAUUGCUGUUCUACUAUCAUUGAACACCGGUCAACGUAGAAUCAGAGUUAUCACGGUCUGUUUGCCAACUACUGAAUCUUUGGCUGAGGUUUACGCUUCUGCCGACCAAUUGGCAAUGACGUCCUAUUUCACCCAAAAGGCAGUUGAAAAAGCUGUCAGCUCAAGUCUGGAGGACGCUAGAGAACUGCUUAACAGGGCGGUUCAAGACAUUCUAGCUGUCUACAAGAAGGAAAUUGUCGUCUCGAAUACUGCUGGUGGUGCACCACUAAGGUUGUGUGCCAACCUCAGGAUGUUCCCAUUAUUAAUGCAUUCCUUGACGAAACAUAUGGCAUUCAGACCAGGCAUUGUUCCAAGUGACCAUAGAGCAGCAGCAUUGAAUAAUCUAGAGUCCAUUCCUUUACCAUACUUGAUCAAGACAAUUUAUCCAAAGGUCUAUUCCCUGCAUGAUAUGCCCGAUGAAGUUGGUUUUCCCGAUGAAAAUGGACAUAUCGUUCUGCCAGAACCAAUAAACGCCUCUGCAUCUUUAUUCGAAAGAUACGGUUUAUAUUUGAUUGACAACACAACGGAACUCUUCCUGUGGAUUGGUGGUGAUGCGGUCAGUGAGUUAGUCACCGACGUCUUUGGUGCCCCUGACAUUUUCGAGGUGCCAAUUGGGAAACAGGAACUACCGGUUAUUGAGGGCUCAGAGUUCAACAACAGAAUAAAAAGUAUUAUAUCCAAGAUCAGAGAGCAUGAUGACGUUAUCACGUACCAAUCUCUAUACAUCGUAAGAGGUGCUUCUCUGAGCGAACCUGUCAACCAUGCUUCUGCCAGGGAAGUGGCUACAUUGAGAUUAUGGGCCACAAGCUCUUUGGUUGAAGAUAAAGUGCUUAACAGCGAGAGUUACCGUGAGUUCCUACAAAACACAAAGAUGAAGAUCACCAAAUAA